Salvia miltiorrhiza (redroot sage) is the source of this 555-nucleotide messenger RNA. RefSeq lists its product as uncharacterized. The record is from RefSeq and is a predicted model, not a curated record. The transcript has a single exon. NCBI's taxonomy places the organism in Eukaryota, Viridiplantae, Streptophyta, Magnoliopsida, Lamiales, Lamiaceae. The coding region runs from base 1 to 555 and encodes 184 amino acids.
AUGGCUGCAAGGCCGCGCAUUCCCAGCUCAGACAGCUUCGAAUGGCAGCAGGUGUGGAAAGCUCCUGUCUCUCUUAAGGUUGUUACAACAGCUUGGAAAGUUCUUAAGCAAAGGAUGGCGACUUGUGACAAUCUUCAAAGAAGACAAGUCCUGAUUUCUAGCUCAGAGGCGAGGUGUACCUUGUGUAAGUUGAAUGAGGAGUCGAUUGAACACCUUUUCUUUGAUUGUCAAAAAGCGGUGGAAAUUUGGAACGAGAUUUUGAUUUGGAUUGGAAAAUUGGCAGUUAAUCAUCAUACGGCAAAAGAUCAUUUCUUAGCUUUUACAAAUCUUGGUAGGAAGGAGGAUAUCUCAUUUCUUACUUGUGUUUGGAUUUGUACUAUUUGGUGUCUGUGGAAACUAAGAAAUGGUUGCAAGUUCAAUCAAGAGUUAUGGAGCAAAGAUAAGAUGAUUGCAGAAAUUAAGUCUAGACUGUGGAGUUGGAGGAUGGCUUUCGAUUUCAAGACGCCGGCAACAGUUUUCAGGCGCUGGUGUGCUGCGGCCAACCUGUCUGGAUAG